CUGCUAAGAGUCCCUGUUCUCCAACGGAGAGGAGGGUAAGCCGCAGCACCCAGUCCUGUGGCUCCUUCACCAUCACCCCCUUCACCACCAGCAAGGAGAACCUCCCUGUGCUCAACACACGUAUCAUCUGCCCUGGCUUGCGGGCCGGUCUGGCUGCCUCCAUCGCUGGGAGCUCCAUCAUUAGCAAGAUGCUGCUGGCUAACAUCGACCCCUUCGGUGCCACACCCUUCAUUGACCCCGACCUCGACUCACUAGAGGGCUACAUGGAGAAAUGUGUGAUGAACAACUACUUUGGAAUCGGCCUGGAUGCCAAGAUCUCCCUGGAGUUCAACAACAAGCGAGAGGAGCAUCCAGAGAAAUGCAGGAGUCGUACCAAGAACAUGAUGUGGUAUGGUGUUUUGGGCACAAAGGAGCUUCUGCAGAGAACCUACAAGAACCUGGAGCAGAAGGUCCAGCUAGAGUGUGAUGGCCAGUACAUCCCCCUGCCUAGCCUUCAGGGGAUCGCAGUGUUAAACAUUCCUAGCUACGCAGGUGGGACCAACUUCUGGGGCGGCACCAAGGAGGAUGAUAUCUUCUGUGCCCCAUCAUUUGAUGACAAGAUCCUGGAGGUUGUGGCUGUGUUUGGGAGCAUGCAGAUGGCCGUGUCCAGAGUCAUUAAACUGCAACACCACCGCAUAGCACAGUGUCGAACAGUGAAGAUUACUAUCCUGGGUGAUGAGGGGGUUCCCAUUCAGGUGGACGGCGAGGCCUGGAUCCAGCCACCUGGAGUCAUCAAGAUCCAGCACAAGAACAGAGCUCAGAUGCUCACCAGAGACCGGGCGUUUGAGAACACACUGAAGUCAUGGGAGGACAAAUUGAAGUAUGAUAAGCCUCCUCUGCGGCCUCACCUCUACCCACAGCAGUCUGUGGAUCUGGCUACAGAGGAGGAGGCCGCCCUGGUGCAGAUGUGCGCCCGAGCUGCAGAGGAGCUCAUUACAAGGAUAUGUGAGGCUGCGAAGACCAAUGGGCUGUUAGAGCAGGAGCUGGCUCAUGCUGUUAAUGCCGCAUCUCAUGCCAUCAACAAAACACACCCCAAGUUCCCAGAGAGUCUGACGAGAAACACAGCUAUAGAGGUGGCCAGCACUGUUAAGGCUCUGUACAACGAGACAGAGUCACUUCUGUUGGGCCGAGUCUCUCUGCAACUGGACCCACCAGAGGAGGAGCAGCUGUCCAAUGCUCUGCAGAGUGUGGAGCUGGAACUGGGCAAACUGGGAGAGAUCCCCUGGCUCUACCAUAUACUGCAGCCCAAUGAUGAGGAGGAACACUCUCUGGGUUACGGCAAGAGGAACAGUCGCAGCAGCAUGUUUCGCAUAGUGCCCAAGUUCAAGAAGGAGAAGGCGGCAAAGAAGACGAGCCCUCAGUCAGGUAUGGCUGUGUCCACUUUUCCAUCAGCAGGAUGGGGAAUCAUUCAGUCUGUCCCAUCUGCUAUGGGGCUUUAACCGGGAAUAUUAUUUAUUUGUCGGCCUCAAAAUGUAUGAUGAUUGUUACUGCCUUUUAUUCAGAAGGAUGGUAGCAUCAAAUCAAAAUGCAAGGACAAAAGCUCAAAUAUUUCUGUGGCUCGACUAAUUUUAAAGUAAGUUUAAAGAUCCCCUCUAGACAUGUAUUAAGACAUAUACAAAUAAUGUGCUUGGAACAAUAAUGUGUGAAAAAAAAAAAAUUAAGAUAAAAGUUAAAAAUUAAAAAUUCUUACA
Messenger RNA from Morone saxatilis (striped sea-bass), 1730 nucleotides. RefSeq names its product diacylglycerol kinase eta-like. NCBI's taxonomy places the organism in Eukaryota, Metazoa, Chordata, Actinopteri, Moronidae. Gene Ontology annotation, biological process: lipid phosphorylation; diacylglycerol metabolic process; intracellular signal transduction. Gene Ontology annotation, molecular function: ATP-dependent diacylglycerol kinase activity. The record is from RefSeq and is a predicted model, not a curated record.